AUGCACGGGUUAAAGCGAACUUUUCUCAUCAGAACAGUGUGCCGCGGAAAAGCUUCAACUGCGGCAGAUCUUCCACAGUCAUCACAGGAUCUUGAACAAGCCAAUCAGGAAGAAACUCCUGUCAAAACAGCCAAUGCUUCAACUGUAUAUCGUCCACCGUAUUAUCGUAAACCACAUAAACAUCAUGAACCGAAGCACAUGCUUCAAGAAGAGUUCACGAAUGCUGGCGAUGCAUCAGGUGCCGGUGUUCGUCUUUUCGACUACUAUAAAACUGCGGAAAUGGUGAAUUCGAUGCCAACAAUCAAAGAGAAGAUCGAUCUCGUGUCACCGUACGAAAGACCAUGGACCCGGGCAGAGAAGACAUGGCGAAGAGAUUGGCAUCCUACUCUGAUGGCAACACGUAAAGCAUGGGGAAUCCCACCAACUCCAGCCCAUUUCGAUACUUUAGAUUAUUAUAAAUACCUGACAAAAACUAGAGUAGAAAACAAAUCAUUGGACGAUUUUUAUCAGGGUUUGAGGCCGCCGACAGCCGAUCUACAAAACAGUUUCCAGAACACAAUGAAGUCAAUGAAUUUCGGAGAUGGUAUCAAUUUUUCCGACGAGGAUACACAGAAACUUUUUGGAAGUCUCAUUGAUGAUGCUAUGGGAGGAAUCGCUCAUAACGUAUCACGACUUUCUGACCACCGUGUUGCUUACGACGUUGAAUCAGAAGCAUUUUGGAUAAGAAGUGGAUUCAUGUUCUUGUACGAUGAGUUAGACAUCUCAACGAAAAAGGAUACGAGAAGACUGAAUAACUUCCCCAAAUACAUUGGAGACGAUCGCAGAAAACUUGGAGAACUUGCUUUCGUUCACCGAGAUAAACUGGCAGCGCAAGUUAGAUCGAAAGAGCCAUCAGCACCUCUAUUCUCAUUGGACUCUGAGGAUGCGAAACUUCUAGUUUUUGAUGCAGAUAACAACAUUCAGGAAACAUUAUUCUCUCCAAAAGUAUACAAUUUGUGGCCGGAUCAAGAACCAUUGUGGCAGUGUCCAGGAUACCACGCAGAUUCUGGAGAAACUCACACAUACGGCGUACUUAGUGUAAAAUCACUCAGACCUUUGAGAAAGAGAAUCUCGCAUUGGAUGGGAUGGGAGAACGAGAAUGAGCUGGAUGACUGUGAAGAAGCGAAACAAAUGCUCGACGAUGGUGCCCGAUCUCAAGCUGUCAUUAGCAUGUUCUCCACUCUCUGUGCUCAAGCUCAUACUCAUGGAUUCACCCAAUACACUGAUAUCACCCGCCCGUUCACUUCACAAAUGAUCCUUUCCGAUGGUUUGAACUUUUACUUUGCCGUCGGACAACUGAACACAUUGGCAAUAAAUGUUGAAUGCGACGGAUUUGUCAAUCCACGAACAAACUUUAUCCAAAUCGAAGGACCACACCGCUUGUUCGAUCACUAUGACCCGAAGGAAGGAGAUUAUCAAAGUGUGCGAGAGGAUCUUGACGUGGAGAACAAGGUUCAGAGACGGGUUGCUUCUGGAUUGAAUGAGAAAGUUCUGGAACGCGUAACUCAAAUGCUGAUGAAGCAAUAG
Molecule: messenger RNA, 1566 nt
Organism: Caenorhabditis remanei
Lineage: Eukaryota; Metazoa; Nematoda; Chromadorea; Rhabditida; Rhabditidae
Exons: 4
Coding region: 1-1566 (521 amino acids)
Biological process (GO): translation
Cellular component (GO): ribosome; mitochondrion; mitochondrial large ribosomal subunit
Molecular function (GO): structural constituent of ribosome
Source: RefSeq, a predicted model, not a curated record